Macadamia integrifolia is the source of this 1545-nucleotide messenger RNA. RefSeq names its product protein trichome birefringence-like 33. Gene Ontology annotation, molecular function: O-acetyltransferase activity. The record is from RefSeq and is a predicted model, not a curated record. Lineage: Eukaryota; Viridiplantae; Streptophyta; Magnoliopsida; Proteales; Proteaceae. Gene Ontology annotation, cellular component: Golgi apparatus. Bases 81 to 1394 code for a protein of 437 amino acids. The transcript has 6 exons.
AGGUGAUAAAUAAGCACAGACACAUAUACAGAGAGAGAAACAGAGAGAGAGGGAGAGGGAGAAGAGAGAGCAAGAGAAAGAUGAAGAAGCCGUCCUCAACCUCGUCUCUUCUUAGGAAAACUCGGGUCUCUCCCUUCGUCUUUACCUUUCUAGCCUUCACCGUUUUCGUUGCCAUCCUCUACGGCCAAGAUCUGGGUUGCCUCUUCAGACAAGCCAGAACUAACGAGCUCCGGCCAGACUCAGAACAGAAGAAGCCAUCGAAGACAACAGAGAAUGAUGCCCAGAGAUUGCCAUUUGCGGUGGGAAAGAUCAUCAGAGAGAGGGGAGAGGGAGAAGAAGAAGAAGAAGAAGAAUGCGAUGUGUUUAACGGGAGAUGGGUUCGUGACGAGUCGAAUCGGCCGAUGUAUGAGGAAUGGGAAUGUCCGUACAUACAGCCACAGUUAACCUGUCAAGAACAUGGGAGACCUGAGAAAGACUACCAGCACUGGAGAUGGAAGCCUCAUGGUUGUUCCCUUCCCAGCUUCAAUGCAACAUUAAUGCUGGAGAAACUCCGAGGGAAGAGGAUGAUGUUUGUUGGGGACAGUCUGAACAGGGGUCAGUAUGUCUCCAUGGUCUGUUUGCUUCACCGGAUCAUCCCUGAACAUGCCAAAUCCAUGGAAACCUUCGACUCGCUUACAGUCUUCAGAGCUAAGGACUACAAUGCGACAAUUGAAUUCUACUGGGCUCCGUUUCUUUUGGAAUCAAAUUCAGAUGAUGCAGUCAUCCAUAGAGUGACAGAUAGAAUUGUCCGUAGGGGUUCCAUCAAUAAGCAUGGUCGUUUCUGGGAAGGAGCUGAUAUUGUUGUAUUCAAUACCUACCUUUGGUGGAUGACUGGCAUGAAAAUGAAGAUCCUGCGAGGAUCUUUCAACGAUUCAGUUAAAGAUAUCGUUGAGAUGGGAACCGACGAUGCUUAUCGCCUGGCUAUGAAGAGUAUGGUGAAAUGGGUAAAGAAGAAUAUGGAUCCUAAGAAGACCAGAGUUUUCUUCACUAGCAUGUCACCUUCCCAUGGGAGGAGCAUUGAUUGGGGAGGUGACCCAAAUGGAAGCUGUUAUAAUGAGACAACUCCAAUUGAAGAUCCCAGAUAUUGGGGUUCUGGACAAAACAAGACCAUAAUGAAGGUGAUUGGGGAAGUGUUUAGAAAAUCAAAGGUACCCAUUACCUUUCUCAACAUCACCCAACUCUCAGAGUAUAGGAAGGAUGCCCACACUUCCAUCUACAAGAAGCAGUGGAACCCUCUAACACCUGAGCAAUUAGCAAACCCUGUAAGUUACGCUGAUUGCGUGCAUUGGUGUUUACCUGGACUUCAAGAUACUUGGAAUGAGCUCUUAUACGCAAAACUCUUUUAUCCUAAUUAGCUUUGUUAAUCAUUGAAUUUAAUUACUUCAGAAUGGCCCUUAACCUUCUUGUUAUGGUUAAGUACUCAUUUAUUUCUGUAAGAAAAGUUGAGAAAUAACAUAUAUCUUGUUUAAAAGCAAGCAAUGAAAAAGAAGAUUGAAUUGAUUCAAA